This is a messenger RNA of Diversispora eburnea, 1236 nucleotides long. NCBI's taxonomy places the organism in Eukaryota, Fungi, Glomeromycota, Glomeromycetes, Diversisporales, Diversisporaceae. The record is from the annotation of a GenBank genome assembly.
AUGGGAAUUUUUAAUGGGCCCUGUCCUUUUGACGAGAGAUUCACUAAAAAUGAUGGUUAUCCUACUAAAUCUUCAACAAUUCAGACUAGCACUGAACGAGCUGUAUACAAUAAGUUUAAAGAAUUCGAGAAUGCAAAUUCCUUAAAACAAGUAAAGUUAUAUAGAGACAUUCAUUUUGAGUAUAUCCGAGGUGGUCUCGACCAUCUUCAUAAAUAUUUUGUAGUUUUAGAUGCUAGCAAACCUUGGCUAUGUUAUUGGAUGCUUCAUUCUUUGGAUUUGCUUGGUAACGAAAUUACUCCUGAUAUUAUCAAAAGAGGUAUUUCCACCAUAUCUAAAUUACAGAAUGUGACUGGAGGAUUUGGUGGUGGUCCAGGUCAAAUAUCACAUGCUGCCGUAACCUACGCGGCUGUAAACGUGUUGGCAACUAUAGGAACAAAAGAAGCAUAUGAUAUUAUUGAUAGAGAAAAUCUUUACAAGUGGUUUCUCAAAUUAAAAAAACCGGAUGGAUCUUUUAUAAUGCAUGAAGGUGGUGAGGUGGAUGUAAGAGGCGCAUAUUGUUGCCUUUCUGCCGCUGCAUUGACCAAUUUGAUUACACCCGAAUUAACAGCAGGAACUUCAGAGUGGAUUAAAAGGUCUCAAAAUUAUGAUGGAGGAAUUGGUGGUGAGCCUGGAAUUGAAAGUCAUGGAGGUUACGCGUUUUGUGGCCUUGCCGCCAUGGAAAUUAUGGGUAAAUCUGAAGAAUUGGAUAUUUCAUUGUUAUUGCGUUGGGCUUCCUCACUUCAAAUGCAAGUUGAAGGAGGUUUUCAGGGUCGACCAAAUAAAUUAGUAGAUGGAUGUUAUUCAUUCUGGGUUGGUGCUUUAUUUCCAUUAUUAGAAGUCAUAAUUUCAAGACAAUAUGAAAAAAAACAUGAAAAUAAGGAAAGAGAUCUUGCUCAAUCAUUAUUUGACAGAGAAUCACUUCAAGAAUACAUUCUGAUAGCUAGUCAAUCACCCAAAGGUGGUUUUAUUGAUAGACCAGGAAGUUCACCAGAUUAUUAUCACACAUGUUAUUGUUUGAGUGGUUUGUCCACUUCACAAAAUCAUGUUGUUUAUGAUGUUAAAAAACACAAAGAAGAUUUAAAUGCUGGUAUGAGAUCUUUAUUGUGGUUUGAAGAUACAGAAGAUAUAAAUGUUGUAGGAGAUUCAGAUAAUCUUUUGGUUCAUAAAAUAAUUAAAUAUUUUUAUGAAGGAAAUUAA